AUGAUGUGGAGAGGAUCCGUAGGUGAGGACUAACUGAUUGUUUUUGAUAGUUUCUCACUACUUCAAGGGGUUCUCCUUUUGCUGGUCCGCUUUUCUCUAGCUCAGCCCGAGUUGGACGACGAUGAGUGGGAAACCACAUUGGCGCGGUACAACUCGACGACUCAAACCACGACUACUUCGACCAUGCCGACCACAACCAAAGACUACUGUCAUUGUGAUAUGGAGAUUUACGGAGUAGAUGAUCUGGAAGGAGUUCUCAAGUCGCCUAACUACCCCGGAUCUCAUUGCAAUAGCGGAAGAUGUAUUUAUAAGGUAAUCUGCUUAACGUCUGUCCAAGUGAUUUCCUUCGGAAAAUCAACAGAUUCUUCCUCAUCCGAAUAAGACGGUCCGUCUCAACGUUCAAACCGCGAGCUUUUCAACUGGAACUGUGCUCAAGUUCUGGAAUAUCUUUGACGUCAACGGCAAAGAGUUCAGCGUGUUUCACUCAGAGUACAUCUAUAACUUGCAAAUGUACACGCGCUAAUCACUUGCAAUUUUAGAUUAGAGGAUCAUGAACGCUAUUAUUCGAACGUUUUUGAAGAUUACUCAGUACUGACGACAGCAAAGAAUGUAGGCUUUAAAGUGAUAUUUGAGCCGAAGAAGAACAGUCAAGCAUACACUGGAUUCAAGAUUACAUUCGAGCGUUUCGAGAACGGUCUGGGUGUAUUGAGAUGAUACGUUAUUAUUGGUAUGGUGUUUUAGAUGGCGAUACCCGUGUCUGCCCUGAUCCGAAGAUUACUGUUGGUGAGACUAUGACAACCAUUGUCAAUCCUAUAGACUUCUCGUUUCCAUCCGGUGAGCUAGACAUACUAGAAUUUAUCAUUUUCUCGCUUUGUCUUUGACGUUUUCGGGAUUACAUUGUGUCGUUCCACCACGUUGUAGGGUGCGUUUUCCUUCUGUCGCCUACAAGCGUCGCUGCUGAGCAUCAAGUUGAGGAGAUGUUCAUUGACAUCAACACACCGUCAAACACGUUUGUUGGAAUACGUAGCUACGACGAAAGUGGUUUUUUUGCAAAAGACAUUUAGUAGGGCUCAAAGAGCAGAAAUGAAUGUUUCGGGUAUCAAAUUUCAGUUCUGAUUUGAGCAGAGUCAAACUUGUGGAUGCGUCUCGAGUUGAGCUUCUCAUCCGGAGACUGCCCAGUAAGAAGGGAGCUUUCAAGUUUCCAAAGAUCACGGCAAAACUCAUGAAACAAGGUUUUUGCCGCAUUUACUUUUUGUGUAAUUUAAAAAAAUUUGAGCUUGUUUGUGUCCGCCCACUGUGGAAAACAUCACAGAACAGGUCAAUCAGGCGACGAUUCGCUCACCAGGAUUCCCAAAUCUGUAUUGUCCUGGCAAAACGUGCCAUACUUCAGUUCUAGUAGACAAAGUUGACACUGGAGCAAAGAAACUCGUCCCCCUUCUGAUGAUUUCCGCAAACUGUACCAUUAGCGAGGACGAUAACCUGAAAUUAGCUUCUCUUGAUUCUUCAAGACUCAUUUUUCGGUAAGCUGAUAUAUAUUCGGAAAGCUCUUGAUAAUCUUGAUUACUGUUAGAACCUCUAAGAAGGAAAUGGUUCCCACAAAGUUCUUACGCCCAAUGAUAAUAAGCCAACAAGACUUGAGAGUCGUUUUUUCGGCAAGCGACAAAGUUCAGCGGCGUUACUUUGAAAUGAAUAUUACCCGAGUUUUUGUGCCACCAGGUUUGUAACUCAAUCCAAACAAUCUAUUAUAUUUAUAAGUAAGAUCUAUUUCAGAGUGCGUGUGUUCUUUGUUUGACGAUAAAGAGUAUAAGGGAGCGGGUUGGGUUUUAGCGCCGAUUCCCGCCAGAUGUAAGAUUCUGCAUUGUCACUGGAAGUUUUCCACUGGAUACUUUUAUCCGCCAAAGUUCAUCUCCAUUGAGUUUUUCAUGUCCAAGCCGGCAAUAGGGGACAAGGUCUACAUCAUAACUGACAAAAUUACCGAAGAGUAGGUGACUGUCAUCUGAUCCGAGUUUACCGGUCUGAGCAUAGGUACGGAAGUCAGUUGUUGUCUCACAAACGGAGUCUCACCUCUUCGGCGUCACCAAUUGAGUUCACCUUUUCUCGAUUCAAUCACACCGCGACCGCGGAUGCCGUUUUGAACGUCACCUGGACAGUGGUCGAAGGUACGCUCGACCUUCCUGCUCUCAAUCAACCCAAUUUUCUUUUUUUUAGCGUGUACGUGUGCGCCCGAUAAGUUCCAAGUGGAAGUGGACAAACCUGUUGUUAUAACAAGUCCUAAUUAUCCGGAAAUGUACUGCCCGAACCUUGUUUGUCGUCACACUUUCUAUGCUCCCAAAGGGUACUGCAACGAAAACCCGAGUAACCAACAGAGUUGUGUUUUACAGACAUUACCUGGAAGUGAUAGUGGAUUAUGCGGACCUGGAGAGGUACCAUGAUUUCUUGAAAAUCUAUGAUGGAAAUGGUACUAUAGAUCCUAUGAUGGCGCGGUAUGAGACGUUGUAAGCGGGGUUAGAAAAACGUUAUUUUCAGCAUUUCGGGAAUUGAGAAAAAUUUUCGCAAGAAUUCCACUGGUGACACUGUAUUCUUUCUUUUCAUGUCCGACGAGAACAUCAGUAACAAGGGAUUCCACGCAAAUCUCAUUGCUCGUAAGUGUAAUUAUUGAUUUCAGUAAAUUUAGAAGAAUACAAUUGCAUUUUCAGAUCCGAAAAUCGUCGAAGACGCGCCGGCCGCAAUUCACUGGCUCAUCCUCUUUGGACUCGCUCUCGUGAUUUGCCUGUUCAGUGCUAUAGCAGUGUACUUUGUCGUCCGCAAGAAGCCGAAGACUCCCAAGUUCACAACUCUGCAAAACCCGACCGUUUCCUAUGAGUCAAACCAGUCAACCGGGUAUGCAACAUAAUUUAUUACAAAAAUAAACAAGUUUAAAUAUUAUGUUUUUCAGCUCCGACCGAAUCAGCAUCAGAUACAACUCCGGAACUGAGAUGCUACCCGAUACUUCCUCGGGAACUGAGAUCAUCUGA
Caenorhabditis sp. 36 PRJEB53466 is the source of this 3014-nucleotide messenger RNA. NCBI's taxonomy places the organism in Eukaryota, Metazoa, Nematoda, Chromadorea, Rhabditida, Rhabditidae. The record is from the annotation of a GenBank genome assembly.